UUUAAUUCAGUUUAAAUAAGAGUUAAUAAACGGACACAGCUGUUAAACAUUAUUCUAUUAUAUCUACUAUUUUUUUUAUUUGUUUUUAUUUAUUUUUGUUGUUCGAAAUAGUUAAUAAAAAUGGUAAUUGUAAAAAAAUUUAUUUUAGAAAAACCAUUUAGUGGUGAACCAACGGAGGACAAUUUUAAACUAGUAGAAGAAGAGCUGGAUGAAUUAAAUAAAGGAGAAAUUUUAGUUGAAGCAAUUUGGCUUAGUGUCGAUCCAUACAUCAGACCUUAUUCAAAUCAUGUGUCUCCUGGAACAACUGUUAUGGGUACUCAAAUAGCCAAAAUUAUCAAAUCAAAUAAUCAAGAUUACAAAGUUGGCCAAUUAGUAUUCUGUUCUACUGGCUGGAGGACACAUAGUAUCAUUAAUCCCAGUACAUUAGAGAAGGACGGUAUGCCGUCAUUUUAUAUACUCCCUGAUUUUGGAAAUUUAUCUUCUUCGCUUGGUCUUGGAGUACUUGGAAUGCCAGGCAAUACAGCCUUAUUUGGAUUUUUAAAUAUUUGCGAUCCAAAACCAGGGGAAACUGUUGUCAUAAGUGCUGCAGCUGGAGCUGUGGGUAUGCACGUGGCACAGAUUGCCAAGAAUAUAGGAUGCUAUGUAAUUGGUUUUGCGGGUUCUGACCAUAAGGUUAAAUGGCUGAAAGAAGUUCUUAAAUUUGAUGCAGCGUUUAAUUAUAAAACAAAAGAUGUCAAUGCAGCUCUUCUCGAGGCUGCUCCACAUGGUGUAGACUGUUACUUUGACAAUGUUGGAGGCGAUUUCAGUAGUGCAGUUAUCUAUAGAAUGAAAAGUUUUGGUCGUGUUGCGGUAUGCGGUUCAAUUUCAUCAUAUAAUACUAAUCCAAAAAAUUUACCAAAAGUAUCAAUGUUGCAACCAGCCAUAGUUUUUAAGCAGCUAAAAAUUGAAGGUUUUAUUGUUAGUAGAUGGGCAGAUAAAUGGCAAAGUGGUAUUGAACGUAAUUUAAAUCUUAUAAAAGAAGGCAAACUUAUUUACCCAGAGUACGUCGUUCAAGGAUUUGAAAGUUUACCACAAGCUUUUAUUGGUAUGCUGAAUGGAGAAAACAUAGGAAAAGCUUUGGUCAAAGUUUAAACUAUAAGAAAUAUUAUUACAAAUAAAUUGUUUUCAGUUUUUA
Aphis gossypii (cotton aphid) is the source of this 1174-nucleotide messenger RNA. Its product is annotated as prostaglandin reductase 1-like. The coding region runs from base 121 to 1131 and encodes 336 amino acids. NCBI's taxonomy places the organism in Eukaryota, Metazoa, Arthropoda, Insecta, Hemiptera, Aphididae. Gene Ontology annotation, biological process: prostaglandin metabolic process. The transcript is spliced from 8 exons. Gene Ontology annotation, cellular component: cytoplasm. Gene Ontology annotation, molecular function: 15-oxoprostaglandin 13-reductase [NAD(P)+] activity; 2-alkenal reductase [NAD(P)H] activity. The record is from RefSeq and is a predicted model, not a curated record.